GACUCACAAGAAGCUUACGGCAUUAAGAAUAAAAAUGGAAUUAUCACCGAAAUUCAUAGAAGUGAAACCGAAUGGUUUUCAGCCAUCCGAACGAUGGCGGAUCAUGAAAAAUAUUCUAAUUAUUGGCUUCGCAUUCAUGAUCCAUUUUAUGGCGUUUAUGGGUGCCAGUAAUCUACAAAGUUCCAUCAAUGCCGACAAUUCACUGGGAACAUUCACAUUAGCUUCUAUAUAUGGAAGUUUAAUCUUUAGUAAUAUAUUUUUACCUAUGCUGAUAAUAAGUUGGCUCGGCUGCAAGUGGACGAUCGCCUUGACGUUUGCCGCCUAUAUGCCAUUCAUCGCUGCCCAGUUCUAUCCGCGCUUCUACACGAUGAUUCCCGCGGGCCUGGCGGUGGGCCUUGGUGGCGGUCCCCUCUGGUGCGCCAAGUGUACUUACCUGACGGUCGUCGCCGAGGCUUACGCGACCGUCUCGGACCUCAGCGUCGACAUCCUUGUCACGAGGUUCUUCGGCCUCUUCUUCAUGUUCUACCAGAUGGCGCAGGUCUGGGGUAAUCUCAUCUCGUCGGCAGUUCUGUCGUACGGAUUGGAGGAUGAAGCAGCUACGUACUCGUCUUGGAACGUGACGGUAAACGCGAGCCUCAUUGGGAAGAUGUGUGGGGCGAAUUUUUGCGGCGUCGACUCGGCAAUGGAGAAUCCCAACUUGGUGCCACCCUCGCCCGAAAGAAUCCAACUGAUUUCCGGCAUUUAUCUGGCUUGUAUGCUGCUGGCUUGUCUGAUCGUCACCUUCGGCGUCGAUUCUCUCGCGAGAUACGACAGAGGUCGAACUGGAUCCGGCACAGGGAAGUCUGGAUUCAAACUUUUGGCUGUCACAUUGAAAUUGCUAGGUGAAAAAAGUCAACUACUCAUUUUGCCAAUAACCAUUUUCAUUGGAGCGGAGCAGGCAUUUCUAUUCGCUGAUUACAAUGCUGCAUACGUAUCCUGCGCCUGGGGCAUCAGCAACAUCGGCUACGUGAUGAUCUGCUUCGGCAUUAUUAACGCAAUCGCAGCCCCGGUCACGGGCUCGGUUGUCAAGCUCACCGGAAGGAUUCCGGUUAUGCUUUUUGCAUUUUUUCUACACAUGGGAAUUCUUAUUGCGUUGCUCUGGUGGAGACUCCAACCCCAGCAAGGCUUACUGUUUUUCAUCCUCUCGGGCUUGUGGGGAAUCUGCGACGCAAUUUGGCUGGUCCAGGUUAACGCAUUAUCCGGACUUCUAUUCCCAGGCAAAGAAGAAUCCGGAUACUCAAACUUCAAACUGUGGGAGGCGACCGGCUCUGUGAUUAGUUAUGCUUACAGUCCUUAUCUCUGUACGGAUAUAAAAUUGUAUGUUCUUAUGGGAAUUCUGUGUUUGGGAAUAGUUUGCUAUUUAGUUAUAGAGCUUACCGGACGAGUUAAAAAUGCUGUGAUUGAAGUGAAGCAAGAUUUUCAAUUGGUCGCAUCUGCGGAAAAAUUUCGAUAACCAUCAAGCCGUUAUAACUAUUAUGUCACAAAUAAUGUAUAAUAACUUAUGUGUUAGAUAAAUAUUAUUAUACUGGCUUGAUGAUA
Ceratosolen solmsi marchali is the source of this 1578-nucleotide messenger RNA. RefSeq names its product UNC93-like protein. The coding region runs from base 35 to 1492 and encodes 485 amino acids. The transcript is spliced from 6 exons. Gene Ontology annotation, molecular function: potassium channel regulator activity. Lineage: Eukaryota; Metazoa; Arthropoda; Insecta; Hymenoptera; Agaonidae. Gene Ontology annotation, cellular component: plasma membrane; striated muscle dense body. Gene Ontology annotation, biological process: regulation of muscle contraction; regulation of potassium ion transport. The record is from RefSeq and is a predicted model, not a curated record.